Iphiclides podalirius (scarce swallowtail) is the source of this 354-nucleotide messenger RNA. NCBI's taxonomy places the organism in Eukaryota, Metazoa, Arthropoda, Insecta, Lepidoptera, Papilionidae. The record is from the annotation of a GenBank genome assembly.
AUGAUAAAAUUCGGUAUUAAAUCUGCUAUACUCGGAUCAGCCGUUUAUUAUACUGUGGAUAAAGGAGUUUGGAAAGAUAGUGCUACCACUCGUGAAUUAUAUGAGGAAUUGGAAAAAGGAAUGUCACCUUACGUUGGCGAAUUUAAAAAGCAAAUACCCAUUGAGCUUCCUCCGCUACCAUCCAAUGACAGAAUAUCAUAUUUGUUUAAAUAUUACUGGAACUGUGGUGUAAAAACAGCCUUCCAAUUUCUUAUUGAUCUACCAAUGCAUACAAGUAAUGCAGCAACUGCUGCAUUUGACAAAAUUUCUUCAUUGAAUUCUGAACCUUCUUUGAGUAAUCAAGAACAGGCUAAA